Lepus europaeus (European hare) is the source of this 1053-nucleotide messenger RNA. It is a transcript of the gene ATP6V0D2, whose product is annotated as ATPase H+ transporting V0 subunit d2. The transcript has 8 exons. Gene Ontology annotation, biological process: vacuolar acidification; proton transmembrane transport; vacuolar transport. Gene Ontology annotation, cellular component: lysosomal membrane; plasma membrane proton-transporting V-type ATPase complex; early endosome. Bases 1 to 1053 code for a protein of 350 amino acids. Gene Ontology annotation, molecular function: proton-transporting ATPase activity, rotational mechanism. The record is from RefSeq and is a predicted model, not a curated record. NCBI's taxonomy places the organism in Eukaryota, Metazoa, Chordata, Mammalia, Lagomorpha, Leporidae.
AUGCUUGAGGGUGCGGAGCUGUACUUCAACGUGGACCAUGGCUACCUGGAGGGCCUGGUUCGAGGCUGCAAAGCCAGCCUCCUCACCCAGCAGGACUACCUCAACCUGGUCCAAUGCGAGACUCUAGAACAUUUGAAAAUUCAUCUCCAGACCACUGAUUAUGGCAACUUCUUGAACAAUCAAACAAAUCCUCUUACUGUUUCCAAAAUUGACACCGAGAUGAGGCGGAAGCUGUGCAGAGAGUUUGACUAUUUCCGGAACCAUUCCCUGGAGCCACUCAGCACCUUUUUCACCUACAUGACGUGCAGUUACAUGAUCGACAAUGUGAUCCUACUGAUGAAUGGUGCAUUGCAAAAAAAAUCCGUGAAGGAAAUUCUGGUGAAGUGCCAUCCACUGGGCCGGUUCACAGAAAUGGAAGCAGUGAACAUUGCAGAGACAACUUCGGAUCUCUUUAAUGCUGUACUGGUGGAAACACCGCUAGCUCCAUUCUUUCAAGACUGUAUGUCUGAAAAUACUCUAGAUGAGCUGAAUAUUGAAUUACUGCGCAACAAACUGUAUAAGUCCUAUCUUGAAGCAUUCUAUAAAUUCUGUAAGAAUCAUGGUGAUGUCACGGCAGAAAUUAUGUGUCCCAUUCUUGAGUUUGAGGCCGACAGACGUGCUUUUAUUAUCACUCUUAACUCCUUUGGCACUGAAUUGAGCAAGGAAGACCGGGAGACCCUCUAUCCGACCUGUGGCAAGCUUUAUCCUGAGGGACUGCGCCUCUUGGCUCAAGCGGAAGACUUUGACCAGAUGAAGAGAGUAGCAGAACAUUACGGAGUAUACAAGCCAUUGUUUGAUGCUGUAGGUGGCACUGGGGGAAAGACAUUGGAGGAUGUGUUUUAUGAACGUGAGGUACAAAUGAAUGUGCUGGCAUUCAACAGGCAAUUCCACUAUGGUGUGUUUUAUGCAUAUGUAAAGCUGAAGGAACAAGAAAUGAGAAAUAUUGUAUGGAUAGCAGAAUGCAUCUCACAGAGACAUCGAACUAAAAUCAACAGUUAUAUUCCAAUUUUGUAA